Danaus plexippus (monarch butterfly) is the source of this 5386-nucleotide messenger RNA. RefSeq names its product heme peroxidase 2. Gene Ontology annotation, biological process: response to oxidative stress. The transcript has 24 exons. The record is from RefSeq and is a predicted model, not a curated record. Lineage: Eukaryota; Metazoa; Arthropoda; Insecta; Lepidoptera; Nymphalidae. The coding region runs from base 165 to 4175 and encodes 1336 amino acids. Gene Ontology annotation, molecular function: heme binding; peroxidase activity.
UAGCCUGCAUCCAGGCUCACUCCGCGGCAGACGACGAUCGCGUUCGUACGGACGUGAGCUCGCUUAACACGCGAGAUUAGAAUAUCGAUUUAAUUUAAAGUGAUCAUUUGGUGUUUUGUUUCUGAUGAAUAAUUUAUUUUGAGUGACAUAAGACCGUCAAGGCCAUGGGAUCCCAUAAAAUGUUAAAACGAAGUAUAUUGCUAUACGCAUUAUUUUUAACUCAAAUAUUAGCACAGAAAACAAAAACAACAGAUGACAAUCUACAGACAGUUCCAAGUGACCUCAGAAGAGCUGUUAGCGAGGCACUAGCUUUAGAGAGGAGGUUUUUAUUAGGAAGUAACGACGUGAGGAACUGUUCAUACGACGAGAUCAGCAAUACGCCAUGUCCCCCCAGCAAGUAUCGAAGCGCGAGUGGAGAGUGCAACAACGUUAGACAUAGACCAUGGGGAAGGCGAGGCGACGUGUUCCUUAGAUUAUUACAACCACACUACGCUGAUGGAAUAUCACAACCUUUCGCAAGUCCGAAGCUGCCGGAGCCAAGGCUGGCCGUCCAGGCAGUAUCGCAGUUGGCUGAAUCAGUCGGUCACGAUUACGUAACCAGCUUACUGGCUGCCUGGGGACAGUUUCUUAUGGAUGAUCUCAUUGCCACCUCUAAUCAGAACCAAAAGUGUGAAUCUGGUUGCGAAUAUGUUCGCUCAGCGCCUACAAGAAAUUACGAUUCCUGUGGAUUUGAAUACCGUGAUCAGAUGAAUUUAGCGACAUCGGUACUAGAUGGCUCUGCUCUGUAUGGAAAUUCUGAAAAAGAGCUGUUGUCUCUCAGACUAUACGAUGCUGGCAAAAUGGAUAUAUCCUCCUGCCGAAAAUGCAACGAAAAUUCACCUACCGCACCACUUUAUAAGGCUCUCUUGACUGAACACAACCGUAUUGCUGGCGAAUUAUUUUCGAUGAAUCCCUUCUGGGAAGAUAAUGCCCUGUUCUUAGAAGCAAGACGAACAAUAGCAGCAGUUAUUCAACAUAUUACAUACAAUGAAUUUUUGCCUGUACUUUUGGGCGAAGUUGGAAUGGCAAAAGCAGAUUUAAAACUAACCACCCACGGUUUCUGGCGUGGAUAUUCAAGUGCAAAUCGUGUCGGAGCUUAUGCGGAGCUUGUUGCGGUUGCACCAAUUUUUAACGCCAUGAUGAAUGAGAAACUUAUAAACACAACAAUUCUUCUAAAAGACUUGGUCAAGACCAGCGCUCAUCAAAUCUCAAGAUUCGCCUUAUCAGCUCAAUGGGAUCUUAACCGAGCUCGUGACCAUGGUGUACCUUCGUAUCUAAAAGUCUUGCAGCUGUGUGAUCCCAUGGCAAAUAUUAAGUCAUACGCUGACUUUGAAAAAUUAGGUUUUGACAGAAGACAUCAAGAAAUAUUCGCUGAUAUGUAUAGAAACGCUGAAGAUAUUGAACUGAUGGUAGCUGGAGCCAUGGAGAAACCAGCUACUGGCGCAGUUAUUGGGUCUACCUUAGCAUGUGUAUUAGCACUCCAAUUUGGAAACCUAAAGAAAAGUGAUAGGUUUUGGUAUGAAAAUGACAUUCCUCCAUCAUCAUUUUCAAUAGAGCAGUUAGCAGCAAUCAGAAAAGUAUCCAUUGCUGGACUUUUAUGUUCUGCUGAUGAAGGACUUGAUAAUGUGCAACCUAGAGCUUUCGUAAAGGAAGAUACAUUCUUAAAUGCAGCCCAACAAUGCUCUCAACACCCUCGGCUGGAGCUUUCUUCGUGGCGCGAUGAAAGUGGUGCCCGGGCUGCAGAGCGCCUCUCACAAGACAUGCUGGCAGCUGCACUUCAGAAGGCAAAGCAGGAGAUGGCUGACCGCAAGAAACUGGAGUACAUGUUAUGGGAAGCACAUGGAGGAGCCGACCCAAAAUCUCCUGUCGGCACAGCUGCAUCUUUCUCUAAAGCAAAUAAAUAUGCCCUUAAAUUGGCAAACACCUCCUUAUUCUUCGAAUUCGCUACUAACGAACUCGUUAACUCUCUUAAUGGACGACGACGCAAACGUCAGAUUUUCGAUGACUCCCUCGGCUUUGGAUCAACCGAUUUUGUAGAGUCUCUUCAAUCAGUAGACGUCAGUGGUUUUCUAGGGCAGGACCAACUUGGGCCGGUUAUUGAACCGCAGUGCGAUGAUAAUGGAAACUGCGAUCCUGAUAGUCCUUUCCGAAGCUACACUGGCCACUGUAAUAAUUUGAGAAAUCCUAAUUUGGGAAAAAGUUUAACAACCUUCGCGAGACUGUUACCUCCUGUUUAUGAAGAUGGUGUAAGCCGGCCCCGCAUCAACUCAGUAACAGGCACCCCGCUACCUUCCCCCCGUAUAGUUUCUACGGUCAUACAUCCCGAUAUAUCAAAUCUUCAUACGCGCUACACUUUGAUGGUGAUGCAGUUCGCCCAAUUCCUGGACCAUGAACUGACAAUGACUCCCAUUCACAAAGGCUUCCACGAAUCUAUUCCGGACUGCAGAUCUUGCGACUCUCCCCGUACAGUGCAUCCAGAAUGCAACCCUUUCCCAGUACCUCGCGGUGACCAUUAUUAUCCAGAAGUUAACAUAACUUCCGGAGAACGAUUAUGUUUUCCAUUCAUGAGAAGUUUACCAGGACAGCAGCAAUUAGGACCGCGUGAACAAGUCAAUCAAAAUACAGCUUUCAUUGAUGGAUCGGCAAUUUAUGGAGAAAACCCUUGCAUUGUUCGUAAACUGCGAGGUUUCAAUGGCAGGCUCAACGCUACUGCAAACCCGAUUAAUGGAAGAGAUUUGUUGCCUAGAACAGAUAACCACCCUGAAUGCAAAGCAGCCAGUGGUUUUUGUUUUAUUGCUGGUGACGGUCGAGCUUCAGAACAGCCUGGACUCACGGCUUUACACACAAUCUUCAUGCGCGAACACAACCGCAUAGUUGAAGGACUUCGUGGUGUCAACCCUCAUUGGGAUGCGGAAUUAUUAUUCGAACACACUAGGCGUAUAGUUGCUGCCUCAUUCACACAUAUCAUUUAUAAUGAAUUUUUGCCAAGACUUUUGUCUUGGAACGCUGUUAACUUGUAUGGACUCAAAUUAUUACCUUCAGGUUACUAUAAGGAAUACUCUCCAACCUGCAACCCGUCUAUUGUAACGGAAUUUGCAGCAGCCGCCUUCAGAUUUGGUCACUCGUUGUUGAGACCACACUUACCGAGACUCUCACCUUCCUAUCAACCAGUUGAUCCACCAAUAUUGUUGAGAGAUGGAUUUUUCAGACCUGACAUGUUCAUGAAUCAUCCACCAAUGGUUGACGAACUUAUUCGUGGUUUAUCUUCCACGCCCAUGGAGACCCUUGACCAAUUCAUAACAGGAGAAGUUACCAACCAUCUAUUCGAAGACCGGAGAAUUCCGUUUUCGGGUAUAGACUUAGUAGCUCUUAAUAUCCAAAGAGGUAGAGAUCACGGUAUACCGAGUUAUAACAACUAUAGAGCUUUGUGUAACUUAAAGAGAGCAGCAACUUUCGAAGAUUUGGCGAGGGAAAUUCCCGAUGAAGUAAUUGCGAGAUUUAAGCGAAUAUACGCUACAGUAGACGACAUUGAUCUAUUCCCUGGUGGUAUGAGCGAACGACCACUACAGGGCGGUCUAGUUGGACCCACCUUCGCCUGCAUCAUCGCUAUACAGUUCAGGCAGUUAAGGAAAUGUGAUCGAUUCUGGUAUGAGAACGACAACAGAGCAGCUCGCUUCACCGAACAACAAUUGUCGGAAAUUCGCAAAGUAACAUUGUCCAAGGUUCUAUGUGACAAUUUCGAUUUGCCAAGCGACAUUCAACGCGCCUCUUUCGAUCUACCUAGCAACUUUUUGAAUCCUCGCGUGCCAUGCGCGUCCCUUCCAAAACUGGACCUUUCCGCAUGGCGUGAGAGCUCAGCGCAGGGCUGUCUCAUCGCGGGUCGCUCGGUACGACUUGGUGACUCCGCCUUCCCUUCGCCCUGUACAUCGUGUAUAUGCACCGUUGACGGGGCGCAGUGCGCAUCCCUACGCAUCACGGACUGUGCACAGCUAUGGCGUGAAUGGCCACGAGAGGCUGUGCUAAGAGAUGAUGUAUGCACAGCACAGUGCGGCGCCGCCCCCGCCGGUCAGAGAGCGCCGCGGAGACCACACGCUCAUUUCAAAUUCCCCGAUCUUACACCAUUCAUCGCUAAAUAGUUAUCACAUGCAACACCGACUUUCAACAUGCUUGGUUUCAACUCCAAAGGACUCAUACGGUAUAAAAAAAAUGAAUGUUCGAAAUAUAUUUACAUUUAAAAAUAUAAAGGCAUAACUUUUAUGUUAAUGUUGCGUAUGGGACAUCUGUUAAACACCAUACUAUACUCAACUCAAUCAACCUACGGACAUUCAUAACAAAAUAUACACCAGCGGAUAGAACGUCCUAUUUUUUAAAGUCGGUUAACAUUGAAUGUAAACCCCCCUCCCACCAUUUUUUAUCGUAAAUCUUAUUUAAAAUUAUACCAAGUGCGAAACAGAAGACAAUUCAUUGCCUUUUCGAUCAUUUUCAAUUGUAGAUUCAACAGAUUAGCUUAAAAAAUAACGCAUAUCAUUCCGUAGUUUUCAAAUGCUUAUAAUCAAAGAGAAUUCUUCAAUGUGAAGUAUUAAUUAAUCUUUAUUAGUUUUAUAUAACAUAUUAGUAAGUGACAUAAUAUGUGACAAAACAAUUCUGAAGUUUACGUGAAUGCGAGCAAAAGUUACGAUGCUAUUUAUAUUAAUUUAAUUAAUUAAUGUUAAUUUUUUGCAAUAUUUUUUAUUUAAAGCAAGUGUUAGAUGUUAAUUAACAUUUCUUGUCAUAUAAUAUGGGAGUAUUGCAUUUUCGUUCCUGAGAAUAGCUUGUUACGUAAAUAAAUAACGCAAAGUAAAACCGGUGCUAUUAUUAUUAUAAAAAUAUACUGGUUUUUAUAAGAAGCUUUUAUUAGGAUUCGAUUUUGGUGAAAUCUUAAAAUGUCUAAUAUCAAAAAAGAAAAUGGUCAUAGUGUAAAUUGUUUUUAUAGAACUCAGACAAAAAAAUAUAUAAUUCGUAUAUAUUCGUAUGUAUACAUAGUACGGUGUAAAAUUAAUUAUUUUUUAACUUAAAAUCACGUGUUUCAUGUCUGACUUAGAAUAUUAACGGCCAUCAAAAGCUUUAAAUGAAAAAAAUACAAAUUAAUUUAAGAUAAUGUAAGCCAGAAUCAUACCAGACAACUCAUUUUACCAACCGAUGUUACCAUUAUACCACGUAGAUUUAAUAAGUACUCUGUAUAAGUAAUUGUCACUGCCUAGUUUUAUAUAGAUGUAAGCUUGUAUAAAUUAUUUUUGUAAAGUAUUGGCGUAAUUAUUUUUAAAUAGUUUUUUUUUACAAACCAAUUGUAAUAAAUAUCUAGACUAAA